Molecule: messenger RNA, 5176 nt
Organism: Sus scrofa (pig)
Lineage: Eukaryota; Metazoa; Chordata; Mammalia; Artiodactyla; Suidae
Gene: PIGN
Product: phosphatidylinositol glycan anchor biosynthesis class N
Biological process (GO): GPI anchor biosynthetic process
Cellular component (GO): endoplasmic reticulum membrane
Molecular function (GO): mannose-ethanolamine phosphotransferase activity
Source: RefSeq, a predicted model, not a curated record
GCGAGAGCAGCUCUGGUCAGGUAAGUAUCGGGGGCGUUCCACGAUAAGGGGCAGUUAUGACGGUGGCCUAGGAACGUUCUCUUGGCUUUCCUUUCGGGGACCUAGGGGAACUCUGCUACAGAGCUGGAUCGGCCUUCGCGCUGAGAAGACCUCAUUCCUGAGAUCAGGCCUCACCUGGAUAAGCCCAGAUUUUCUUGAAAAUUAAUUUGUUAAACUGGUUAUGCUGCUGUACAUUAUUUUUGGAUUGCUCAUACAUUUUGUGUUCUUCGCCUCCAUCUUUGACAUUUAUUUUACAUCUCCUUUGGUUCAUGGAAUGACUCCUCAGUUUACACCGUUGCCUCCCCCAGCAAAAAGAUUAGUGCUGUUUGUUGCUGACGGCCUGCGAGCAGAUAAACUUUAUGAAUUAGACGAAAAUGGAAAUUCUAGGGCACCAUUUAUUAGGGAUAUCAUAAUGCAUAAAGGCAGCUGGGGGAUAUCUCACACACGUGUGCCAACUGAAUCCCGGCCAGGCCAUGUAGCCCUGAUAGCAGGGUUUUAUGAAGAUGUCAGUGCAGUUGCCAAAGGAUGGAAGGAAAAUCCUGUAGAAUUUGAUUUCCUUUUUAAUGAAACCAAUUACUCAUGGAGCUGGGGAAGUCCAGAUCUCUUGGUUAUGUUUUCCAAAGGGGCUAAAAGAAAUAAUGUUUUUCCAUGUAGUUAUGAUGCCAGCAGUGAAGAUUUUGGUGCCCAGGAUGUAACAAAACUGGAUACCUGGGUUUUUGAUAAUGUUAAGGAACUCUUUCGUGGUGCCAGAAACAAUCAAUCUUUGUUUUCUAAACUAAAUGAAGACAAAAUAGUUUUUUUCUUACAUUUAUUAGGAAUAGAUACAAAUGGACAUGCUCACCGACCAUCAUCAAGGGAUUAUUUGGAUAAUAUUAAAAUAGUUGAUGAUGGAUUGAAAGAAAUUGAAUCUACUCUUAAAGAUUUUUAUGGAAAUGAUGAGAAAACAGCAUUUAUCUUUACCUCUGAUCAUGGAAUGACAGACUGGGGUUCCCAUGGGGCUGGUCAUCCUUCAGAGACUAAUACUCCUUUUGUCACUUGGGGAGCUGGAAUCAAGUAUCCUCAAAGAGUGUCAGCUCAGAAAUUUGAUGACACAUAUUUGGAAGAAUGGAAAUUGGAGAACUGGAAGAGGCACGAUGUCAAUCAGGCUGAUAUUGCACCAUUGAUGGCUUCUCUUAUUGGAGUUCCCUUUCCUCUUAAUUCAGUGGGGAUCCUUCCUGUGGAUAUAUUAAACACCACUGACCUCUUCAAAGCAGAGAGCAUGUUUACAAAUGCAGUACAGAUCCUUGAACAAUUCAAGGUGAAAAUGACUCAGAAAAAAGAAGCUACUUUAUCGUUUUUGUUUACACCCUUUAAGUCACUUUCUGAUUCUAAGCAGAUCAACAUUUUAAGAAAAGCAAGAUCUUAUAUAAAACAAAAGAAGUAUGAUGAAGCAGUCUCCCUUUGCAAGGAGCUGAUUAAUCUUGCAUUAAAAGGAUUAUCCUAUUAUCACACUUACGACAGAUUCUUUUUGGGCUUCAAUGUUGUUCUUGGUUUUGUGGGAUGGACAUCUUAUGCUUCUUUAUUGAUCAUCAAGUCUCAUUGCAACCUUACCAUAGGUGUUAGUAAAGAAGUCAAGAAACCAAGCCAUCUCCUGCUUUGUAGUUUUGUAGCUCUUGGCCUUUUAGUGGCACUUUUCCUGCUGCUUCAAGCCUGUCCCUGGACUUACUAUGUCUAUUGUUUGCUGCCAUUGCCAAUAUGGUAUGCCGUUCUAAGAGAAUUUCCAGUUAUUCAAGACUUUGUCACAUUAUUGUUGACCAACCCUCCAAAUCACUUUGUUGGAUACUUGUUACUCUUUAUCCUGGGAGUUGAAGUAUUAGUUGUCAGUUUUUUCUACCGCUAUAUGCUUACAGCUGGACUCAUCGCAUUUGCAGGUUGGCCAUUUAUCACUCCACUGUGGACUCGAGCAAAGAGCACCUCACUGAGUUGGAUUUUCUUCUGUUUGCUCCUGGCAGUGUUCCCACUGAUGCCUGUUGUAGGACGAAAGCCAGAUAUCUUUCUAGUAAUGGGUGCAGGCCUGCUGGUUCUUCUGCUAUCCCUGCUUGUUUUAACGUUUGUCAUAAGAAGAAAAAAUGGUUUUGUAAAUGAAGAGCUGGUGUUAUAUCUAUUACAGAUGCUGAGUGUGGUGGUUUCCAUUUGUGUUGUAUAUGGCACCCAUAAUAGUCUACUCAAGAAACAAGGUCUGCCUCUUACUAAUCAGAUUGCUAGCUGGAUAAUAUUAGCCUCUUCCUUGGUCAUACCUCUACUGAGUUCUCCGAUUCUGUUUGAUCGAUUAUUUAGCAUUCUUCUUUCCUUGAUGUCGACCUACCUACUUCUAAGCACAGGGUAUGAAGCUCUUUUUCCAUUAGUACUGUCAUGUUUGAUGUUUGUCUGGAUAUACAUGGAACAAGAAACCCUGCAGCAAUCUGGUAUUUCCUGUAAACAGAAGCUUUCCACUAUCCAGUUCGCCUGUAAUACUGAUUUAACCCAGUUUCGAGAUUUCUCUCUGGAUGACAUCCGUAGGGCCUUUUUCCUUGUUUUCUUCUUAGUGACAGCCUUUUUUGGAACUGGAAAUAUAGCUUCUGUUAACAGCUUUGAUCUUGCCUCUGUCUAUUGCUUUCUGACCGUGUUUAGUCCUUAUAUGAUGGGAGCCCUGAUGAUAUGGAAGAUUUUAAUCCCCUUUGUUUUUGUGAUGUGCGCUUUUGAAGCUGUUCAGUUAACUACCCAGUUAUCAUCAAAAAGUCUUUUUCUCAUGGUUAUCAUCAUAUCAGACGUUAUGGCUUUGCAUUUUUUCUUCCUUAUCAAAGAUUUUGGCAGCUGGCUUGAUAUCGGAACAAGUAUCAGCCACUACGUGAUUGUCAUGUCCAUGACCAUCUUUCUGAUGUUUCUCAAUGGCCUGGCACAGAUACUCACAACAAAGAAACUCAAACUGUGGGGCAGACCCAAAAGCCACCUGAUAUGAUGUUGCCAAAGCCAUCAUUCAGCAUCCAGAUCCUGUUUCUCAUCAGCUUGUCAACUAAAAUCUUAUCGAGGAUUCGUUCAGAAGAUGGAUAAUGAUAUAUCACAUAGUCUGCUCAUAUAAAGGAAAUUAUAUAUCGAUUCUGAAUUUAUAGGUUACCUGGAAUAAAGGAGCUUCCAUUCUCUUUAGGUUCCACAUGUAUGAAAUAGUGGUUAUGUCUGUGGACAAGCAGAGUAAAGCAUUCUCCGUUUUCAUUUUUUCCUUUAGUUGGCAACUUUUCUCACCCAUGCUUUUGAGCACCUGUGACAAUCUGGUCCCUAACUGUACAGCUUCCUGUAUUAUAUGCAAAGGAGAAUGUGCUCCUGAGGGGGUAGUUCUGGUCACAUCCAAAAUCAAUGCACUGGCUGAACUUGAAGGAAAUCACCAGGUGGCACCAUAAAUAUUUAUAAACUCCCAGCACUGGUUUUACAAGUAAUUCUAACUACUAAACCGCACUAGAAAGACAAUCAGGUUGUGUUAUUUCAUAUUUUCCUAGAGUUCCAGUAGAAAAUGUUUGCAGGUGCUUUUCAUUUUUCUCCAGUAUGCAGCAAUACUAUUUUAUGCUUUUUAGUGCUAUUUUUAGGGUUUUCAUAGUCAAUCAGGUAAAUGCAGAUUUGACCUUCACUUUUUUUUUUUUCAUUUCUAGAUUCUUAUGGAAUUGCUGAAAGUGGAAAAGUAGAAAGUGCUUGGUAUUUCGUCCUGUCCAUGAAAGAAAAAAUUUAAAUGAUUAGUUUUCAAUUAUAGACUCAGUAUCCCCAUAGCUUUAUCUCUCAUUGUUCCAACAGAAUUCCUUAAAUCACUGGUUAUACUUUGUGAUGGUAUCAUAAGAAUCAGUGUGAAAAUUGCUUUUUUUUUCUGGUUAUGAGAGUCUAGCUCAAAGGCACAGAUUUGCUCUCAUUAAAUUUCCAUUCAUAAACUAAUUUUAAUGGAUAAAAUAUUUUGAGGGUAAUUUUUAUUUGGAUUUUUCAUAAAGUGACCUUUAUAUAUAUCACUAUGGACUUGGCCUUUUGUCAUGGUGUACCAAUAAAGUUUGGCUGAUGCUAAGCUUUCUCGGUCUGAGUCCCAUUAAAAAAAUAAUAAUUGCUUUUUUUUUUUUUUUUUGGUCUUUUGUCCCUUUAACACUGCAUCUGCAUCAUAUGGAGGUUCCCAGGCUAGGGGUCUAAUCAGAGCUACCGCUGCCGGCCCACACUACAGCCACAGCAACGCUGGAUCCUUAACCCACUGAGCAAGGCCAGGGAUCAAACCCACAACCUCAUGGUUCCUAGUCAGAUUUGUUUCCACUGCACCACGAUGGGAACUCCAAUAACUGCUUUUGAAUUAAGUUAUAGCAUCACUAAUUCACAUUAAUGAUGAAGAAGCUCCCUACAAAUUAGUAGAUUUUUCAGAGUGGCAGGUGAGUAAACAAAUACAGUUAAGAAGUUUCAAAAAUCAGUUUGGUAAAAUGUACUUUAAUUCCUAUGUAUGAUGAACCAUAGUUAUGAUUAACUUGUGCUAGUACUUAAUUCCUAUGUAUGAUGAACCAUAGUUAUAAUUAAUUUGUGCUAGAAAGCAUUAUAGUACAAGUAAAGAAAGAUGUAUUGAUAGCAAUAUCAAACCUCAUGUCAAUUCAUAAUAUAAAAUCUAGGUGGACAGCUAAGAAGCUGCUGUGGCAGAAAUGGUAUUGGCAGAUGGAAAACCCAUGAACUUUCACUUUGCCUCAAAGGAUUUUCGAUCAGUCUUUUCACAAGUCAGAGAAAACUGACUUUAUAAACACUUGUUAUUCUUCCUUUUAUGUCUGGUUUUGCCUUUCAUCUUUUUUCAGAUUUUCACACAGAGGAAUUAAUGAAUAUUUUAUUACAACAUGGUAAAAGGUGCUCUAUGCUUUAUCAUUAUUUUGCUCUAUGAAGCAUGUCUUUUUCUUAAUAUUGUUUCAAGUCAAUGUGAAUUUACAAAACAGGGAUAGCUCUUGCAGUGCCGCUGGCUGGCCUUGCUAUACUGUAACACGACCUCACAGACUCAUCUGGAAACAGAGUUUGCUAGAUGGGCCUUUUAUAUUGUGCAGCUUCUCAAAAUAUCCUGGAGUGUUUUAAAAUGCAUAUUUUUAUAUUGAAUGACAGAAAAUAAAUAAAAUUUCAGUAAAAUAUA